AUGGUGAAGGACGAGAAGAUGCUUCCCCGUGAACAGCGGGAGAGUAUUCAAAAUUUGCGACAAAAGAUUAAGAUUCGCUUUGAGACGGAGUUAGAACUUCUUCAUGCUCAAAAAUUCAUUCAAAAGCUAUACGACCUUCAGAACACGGAAUUAGAAGAAGAGCGAAAAAAAACAAAACCAAAGUCGAAGAACAAAGUCAAACCGAGGAAGAGACCAAAUAGAAUAUUAACAGAGGACUCUCCAGAGAACUCUGAAAUAGCAAUUCGAGUCCACGACUUAUGUAUAUUGGAUCAAGACUAUGAUCCUUUACCCGUCUUUUUAGUCCGAAGUACUUAUGGGUCUCAUUCUGCUAUGGUUUAUAAACGUUACGAUCAAUUUGAAGAACUUCACUCCGAGCUGAGUCCAAAGAACUUAGCAGCGCAGUUACCGACCAAAGAAGAAGCUUUCAAGGAAGACACUUCUGACCUCUUAACACAACUCACAAAGUACAUGUUGGUCAUCUUGAAAGAGAAAAGAAUAGCAAGGUCAAAGACUUUAAGAAGCUUUUUGGGACACUCUGUCGAUGGCGAUGAGUACUCCGAGAUCUUCGAUUGGGCCAUGAAAAGAAUCACUUCGUUUACUCAUAAUAUCAUCUACCACGACCCUGUCGAGGGUUUAACGAAGUUUAUAGUCACACAAGUGUGUUAUGAGGAUGACACCGUGAAGCGCCCCGAUGCUAAAGACAAACAAGAGUUCUUAGAGUUUCUCCGGAUUGUGAUGAAAUCGACUGCUGAGAACGUCGGCGAGUUUUGGUUUGAGACGAAAAAGAACUUUGAGACUGUCGAGUUAUCAUUGAACUCAUUCAGCGACAUGAAGAUGUUAUUGGACGAGUAUUGGGGGUAUGUCGGGAUGGUGCAAGCGUCUACUCGCGACAAAAUAGCGCCGUACUUGAAAGAGUUUCACACGACCGUUAACGUCGUCAUGAGAGAGAUGAUGCCCAGUUUCAAAUAUUUGUUUUCCCAUUUAAUCGACUUAGUCUCGACGUGUGGACAACUUGCAGAGGAAAUCACUAACCCUGAAGUCCCACAAAUUUCAGAUGAGGUCGAAACAAAGCUUUACGACAUGAAAAGAAUCAUCAGAGAUUUCCCUCCAGAACUCUACGACAAAAUGGGAGAAAUCGCGGGACAUAUCUCACCGCCAUUCACAAAGUUAAGACUCUUCUUCACGUGCUUCGAUCAUAUUGCAGAGGGUCUUGUUGGCUUUUUCCAAGUUCGUAACAUCAUCACUGUGAUGAACGAGAUGUUAGCGCGGAAAGUUGGGAUGGUGAAGGAUGAAGAUGUCAGCAAGAAGAAGAUGGAUAUGUUAGAAGAUCAACUUUCGGUGUAUUUAUGGCGCUUUGAGCGGGAUGGGGAGUUCGACGUGUGGCGCUGUUUCUACGAAAUCAACAAGAAGGUGUCACAGGAGUACCAGGCGAUGUCUCCGGACGAGAAGAUUCAAAUGAAAGAGUAUUUCCAGACUCUAACUGAUAUGAUAGUUACAGUGUCCGAUCAUUGUUUGACCAUCAACAAAAUCCUAUUGGAAGGACUAAGAAAGUUAUGGUGGAAAGCAAUGGACUAUUUAUCCGCAAAGACGAUGAAUAAGCGAAAGAAGGAGUUUAACAUCUCGGAAGUGAUGAAGGAAGCGUUCCAAUAUGGUCUUGUAGCCAUGACAAAGCAUUGGAAGAAGCGCAUCAUGAUGACAAUGGCAGACUGUUUAUCAUCCCUCUUUGCAAAGAGUGUGAGAGAAGAUAUAAUGGAUCAAUGCCAAGCACGACAGACACACAUCGAAAUUUCCGAGCAAUACAUUAAGAUCAUGCCAUUCGAGUUGGUCGUGCUCAACGCCUUUCACCACAUGUUACAAGACGAAAUCAAACCAACUGUUUCCCUGUGGAUUAAUUUCUUCAUAAUGAAAGACGUCAAAGUGAUUAGUCGUGCACAGAAGGAGAGUCUUCGUGACAAGAGUGAUGCGGUGGUGAGGAAGAAAGACGAGAAUGAGAGUGCCAAGAAGAUUAUCUUAACCAAAGAUGAAGAUGACGAAAUCCUUUUAAAAGACGAGGACAUGUUAAUUAAAGACAAGUUAGAUGGUAAAGACAAAGACGACAUCAAAAACGAGUCCGGUUCCCCAAAAAUCGAGAAAGUAGUUUUAGAAGAGAAGACGGAGAACAGUGAAGGGAAGCCUGAUGAUAAGCGUUCUGUUCGAACGACUCGUACUGAGAUGAUUGAUGACGACGAGUUAACAUUUGAUUGUGAAGUUUCUGAUGUUGAGAAAGAGGACGAAGAUGAAGAGAAAGAAGACGACGAUGAAGAUGACACUUCCGACGAAGAGAAGAUCGAGAAGAAGGAAAACGUCGAAGAUGAGCCCAAGAAAGUCGAAACAAAGACUAAAGAAGCCUAUGGCUUUGGCGAUCUUUCUUCUAAGACUAAUUUCAGUACAAUGGUCCACGAGUUGAACUUAGACUUGACUGAGACCUCUUCGUGUUCAUCCGGUGAUGAAGCCUUAGAGUUGUUGUAA
Messenger RNA from Entamoeba invadens IP1, 2529 nucleotides. RefSeq lists its product as hypothetical. The transcript has a single exon. The record is from RefSeq and is a predicted model, not a curated record. Lineage: Eukaryota; Evosea; Mastigamoebida; Endamoebidae. The coding region runs from base 1 to 2529 and encodes 842 amino acids. Gene Ontology annotation, molecular function: phosphatidylinositol binding.